CGGGUUCCUGGCUAAGACCCCCGCAGCCUAAGCUCAAGCCGGGCGGACUCCGGGCGCCCGCACGUGCUGCGGAUUCCCCUCCGCUUACCCCGACCCAUCCACCUCCUGCAGACUCCCUUUGCCCACCUCCUCUUUCGCUCCUACAGCAGAGGAUUCUACGCAAGCCAUCGUCGACCGGUCUACAGAAUGGGCCAAACUUCUCACAGCUGGGGUCACGUGACCCUCAACCUUCUCUGCUUCGGGUUUUUUUUUUUAACUAAUUCCGGCUUUGGGAAGCUUCCCAAAGACGGGUGGGCACUAGUUAGAGCUGAGACAUUUUACGAAACUUCCGAUCCCAGUAACUGAAAGAAAAAAAAGGAAAGCGGUAGAAGGAGGGAAAGUGGGAAGGUGAGGUAAGAGAUACAUGGGCGCUAUGUUUAAGAUCUCCCAACUCGUGGAAAGCAGGAGAGCUCUCGCUUGCUUCUAAGAACUACAAAACAUUGGGGGAAGGCACAGAAAAAGCUCUCGCGAACUCUGAGAGCCUUUAAGGAAGAGGCCGACUAGAAGAUCCCGCGAUGUUAUAACUAAACGAACGGGAUUUAGCCAGGCAGAAGUAACGGUAGGGAUAAGAGGGUUGUUAUUGGUGGGGGCAGAGAAGGAAGGCGCGCGACUUACGUACUGACGUAAAGUCGUAGUUGAUAUAUUACGGCCGUGGCCAAGCUGUGUACUUCUCCUCUGAGGUGUGGGUGUUCUAAAACGGUACAUUUGCCCUGGGAAACUCCCGAGUUCUCGGUUCCCUUCAGGCAUGAGUCAUGUGGCGGUGGAAAAUACGCCCGGGCUGGAUCAGCAGUUUGCUGGUCUAGACCUGAACUCCUCUGAUAAUCAGAGUGGAGGAGGAAGUACAGCGAGCAAAGGGCGCUAUAUACCUCCUCACUUAAGGAACAGAGAAGCCUCUAAAGGCUUCUAUGAUAAAGACAGUUCAGGGUGGAGUUGUAGUAAAGAUAAGGAUGUCUACAGCAGUUUUGGAUCCCGAGAUUCAAGAGGAAAGCCCAGUUACUUCAGCGAUCGUGGAAGUGGACCAAGAGGAAGGUUUGAUGAUCGUGGACGGAGUGACUAUGAUGGUAUUGGCAGUCGUGGUGACAGGACUAGCUUUGGCAAAUUUGAACGCAGUGGACACAGUCGUUGGUGUGACAAAUCAGAUGAAGAUGAUUGGUCAAAACCACUGCCACCAAGUGAACGUUUGGAGCAGGAACUCUUUUCUGGAGGAAACACUGGAAUAAACUUUGAGAAAUAUGAUGAUAUACCAGUAGAGGCAACUGGAAAUAACUGUCCUCCACAUAUUGAAAGUUUCAGUGAUGUUGAAAUGGGAGAAAUUAUCAUGGGGAACAUUGAGCUUACUCGUUACACUCGUCCAACUCCGGUGCAGAAACAUGCCAUUCCUAUUAUCAAAGAGAAAAGAGACUUGAUGGCUUGUGCCCAAACGGGAUCUGGAAAAACUGCAGCAUUUCUGUUGCCCAUCUUAAGUCAGAUUUAUACAGAUGGUCCAGGCGAGGCUUUGAAGGCUGUGAAGGAAAAUGGAAGAUAUGGGCGCCGUAAACAAUACCCUAUCUCCUUAGUUUUAGCCCCAACAAGAGAAUUGGCUGUACAGAUAUAUGAGGAAGCCAGAAAAUUUUCAUACCGGUCUAGAGUUCGUCCUUGUGUGGUUUAUGGUGGUGCUGAUAUUGGUCAGCAGAUUCGAGACUUAGAACGUGGAUGUCACUUGUUAGUUGCCACUCCAGGACGUCUAGUGGAUAUGAUGGAAAGAGGAAAGAUUGGAUUAGAUUUCUGCAAAUACUUAGUGUUGGAUGAAGCAGAUAGGAUGCUGGAUAUGGGGUUUGAACCUCAGAUACGACGUAUAGUUGAACAAGAUACCAUGCCACCAAAGGGUAUUCGCCACACUAUGAUGUUCAGUGCUACUUUUCCUAAGGAAAUCCAGAUGCUUGCUCGUGAUUUCUUGGAUGAAUAUAUCUUUCUGGCUGUAGGCAGAGUUGGCUCCACCUCUGAGAAUAUCACACAAAAAGUAGUUUGGGUGGAAGAAGCAGACAAACGGUCAUUUCUUCUUGACCUCUUAAAUGCAACAGGGAAGGAUUCACUGACUUUAGUGUUUGUGGAGACCAAAAAGGGUGCUGAUUCUCUGGAGGAUUUCUUAUACCAUGAAGGAUAUGCUUGUACCAGUAUCCAUGGUGACCGAUCACAGAGAGAUAGAGAGGAGGCUCUUCACCAGUUCCGCUCGGGAAAAAGCCCUAUUUUAGUGGCUACAGCUGUGGCAGCAAGAGGACUAGACAUUUCAAAUGUGAAACAUGUUAUCAAUUUUGAUUUGCCAAGCGAUAUUGAGGAAUAUGUACAUCGGAUUGGCCGUACAGGACGUGUAGGAAACCUUGGCCUUGCCACCUCGUUUUUCAAUGAAAGAAACAUAAAUAUCACGAAGGAUUUGUUGGAUCUGCUCGUUGAAGCUAAACAAGAAGUGCCAUCUUGGUUAGAAAAUAUGGCUUAUGAACACCACUACAAGGGUAGCAGUCGUGGACGUUCUAAGAGUAGAUUCAGUGGAGGAUUUGGUGCCAGAGACUAUCGACAAAGUAGUGGUUCCAGCAGUUCUAGCUUUAGUAGCGGUCGUGCAAGCAGCAGCCGUAGUGGUGGAGGUGGUCACAGCAGCAGCAGAGGAUUUGGUGGAGGAGGUGGCUAUGGAGGCUUCUACAAUAGUGAUGGAUAUGGAGGAAAUUACAACUCCCAGGGGGUUGACUGGUGGGGCAAUUGAAUCUGCUUUGCAACAAAGUCAUCCUUACAAACAAGCUAAUAUGGAAACCACAUGUAACUUAGCCAGACUAUAUUUUAUAGCUUUAAGACCUUGCAGUACAUUACCAGCUGUGAUUCUCCUGAAAAUUUAAGGGAGCUUCAAAGUCACAAGAAGAAAGGAACGAUCAACAGCCUUAUUCAGAAGUUGAAGACGUAAUUGCUGUAGUUUGGAUUAACUCCCCUCCUGAUUUCUCACCCCAAACUGCAUUUAUAAUUUUGUGACUGAGGAUCAUUUGUUUGUUAAUGUACUGUGACUUUAACAUUAGACAGCUUAUUAUUUUGAUGUCCUGUUGGCUCAAUAAUGCUCAAGAUACCAAUUUGUUUUGAAAAAAUAAAUUUCCUGAACUUGGGCUAAAAUCAAACCUUGGCACACAGGUGUGAUACAACUUAACAGGAAUCAUCAAUACAUCUGUAGUUAUUAAGAUGGGAAGAAAUCUUAGGCAUUAGUUUGCAUUAGACCUUACUGGUACUUACAGACUGGGGAGAACAUCCUAAGGCAGAAUUAGUUUCAAAGGUGGCAGACUGUACUAAGCUAAAGUUCCGACUUGCUCACUCUAUCCUGGAUAGGCACUUAGAAUCUUGUAGUUUUUAAAUAAGCCAUUCCAGUCAAGAUGAGGUGGCAUGUAUGAAUACAUUCACAUUUUUCAAAGCAUUCUUCAAAGUUAAUGCAAAUAAAUAACAGCAGUUCCUCUUUUAAUGUUUAGGUUAUUAAUUUUAACCUAAGUAAAUGUGGGCAUACUGUUACAGGAAAAGUUUUAAAGGUUUGACAACAAAAAUGUUUGAGGGAGAUUUACUAGAUUUUUUAAUGCCUGCCGUAAAUAAACUUGAAAUGGUAGGUUAGCUGACCAUAGCAGUGACCAGUCUUUAUAGGCCUGCUUGGAUUUUGGUCUUCCAUGCAUGCUAGUGUUGAUGUUUUUUGGUCAAGAGGAUAUGAGCAGGAGGGAUUAUGCAGCAGGCUUUACUUUAAUGUAGAUUCACAUUACUCUCUUUAAGCUGCGUUGAAAUGUUAAAAUGGCUUACACUUGUAGACUUUGUAGAUCAGACAACAACAAUGAACUGAAAUCCUUGAGAACACACAGGUUGGAAAUGUGUACUAAACUGCAUAAGAUGUUAUUUCUAUAUACUGCAGUUUUAGUCUAUUUUAGUUGCAUAGGUUUCCAUUAUAUUUAUAGUCUCUUUAUGAUAAAUUUGGCCAAAGAUAAUUAUCCACCACUAAAAAUGCCUCUUCUACUUGAAUUCUGUGAUUUUUGUGGCCAGAAUGUAUAAUCUUUAAAAACUAAUCUCUGUGAUGGAAUAAGCAGGCAAAAAUUUUCUUAAAGUGCAAUAGAUUUUCAGGAAUAUUGUGCCUUGUUCUAAAAACCAUUAAGUAGGUGCACUUGACAGUAUUGAGGUCAUUUGUUACGGUGCUAUUUCAAUUAGUAUAGGUUUAGAUUCUUGUACAUUUUGCCCAUAACUUUUUACAAAGUACUUAUUUUAUUGCACAUUCAGAGAAUUUUAUAUAUAUGUCUUGUGUGCGUGUCCUUAAACUUCCAAUCUUAUUUUGUCUCUUGGAGAUUGUUGAACGCAGCUUGUUAAGAAAUAGAUUCUAAAAUUUUAUUUGGGACCAUGGAAUGAUAGGUGAGAAGAAAACUAUUUGCACACGACAGAUUUUUAGAUACUUUUUGCUGCUAGUUUGUGUAGUAUUUAUUAAACAUUUUUGACAAAUAUUUAUUUUUGUAAGCCUAAAAGUGAAUUCUUUGAAAGUUUAAAGAAACUUGACCAAAAGACAGUACAGAAACACUGGCACCUGAAUGUUGAAUGUCACCAUAUGUGAAAUAAUAUAUUUCGGGGUAGUGUGAGCUUUUAAUGUUAAGUUCUAUUAAACAAUUGAGUCAAAUUAAGCAGACCUGGCACUGGUGAUGUAGCUAGCUGUAACUUUCUGACAAAAUUUAAGACAAAAUUGGCAACUUGAAAUUAAAACAUGCCAAGGUUUUGAUACACUUGUCUUAAAAGUAUUAAUGAAACACUUCUGAACACUGAUAAUGAAGUGUCCACAUUCUCAAAGGUUCUGUGAGUUUUGUUUUAGUUAUGUUUUUGUUUGGCUUGGUUUUCAGUGACUGUCUGGCAUAUUUACAAUCCUCAAACAUGUGGUUAUCUUUGUGUAUUGCCAUAAUUCGUGACUUUUAUAUUCAGUUUUAUCAGUUCACAAUAUUACCAGUAAGAAUGGAUUUAAAGUUGCUGAACGUAGACAUUGACCCUCAAGUCACUGUAAGUUAGUAAUUGCAUAUUGUAUUAGUUUUAGAUGCUAGCAGUGCAUGUGCUGUUUAUUCUGAUUUUACGAAAAUAAAAAGUUGAACACAA
Molecule: messenger RNA, 5151 nt
Organism: Zalophus californianus (California sea lion)
Lineage: Eukaryota; Metazoa; Chordata; Mammalia; Carnivora; Otariidae
Product: ATP-dependent RNA helicase DDX3X-like
Exons: 17
Coding region: 785-2773 (662 amino acids)
Biological process (GO): cell differentiation; gamete generation
Cellular component (GO): P granule; nucleus
Molecular function (GO): RNA helicase activity; ATP binding; RNA binding
Source: RefSeq, a predicted model, not a curated record